CUUCACUCUUCUUUUCCUGCAUCACUGAGAGGGAAGAAACCUGUUUUCUCCAGCUCACAUUUUCUCUUUCCAUCCGACUCUUCAAGAGGAGCACAAAGGUUCUGCAGGAGAACUUCAAAGAGCAACUGACCAACAGAACCACGAAGAUCUGACAAGAUGAGACUUCUAGUCGUCUCUUUUCUCGUCGCCAUCUCCGCAAUGUUGGCUGGGAGCGUCGUCAUGAAGACCCUGGUGUUCCAGACUGAGAGCAGUGACAGUUUUGUUGAGAUGGUUCCCAUGAAGCCCCUGAACCUGAGAGCCUUCACUCUGUGCAUGCGUGUGGCCACGGAGCUGAAAGGUGAGCGAGAGGUCAUCCUGUUCGCGUACCGGACACAACACUACGAUGAGUUGAACGUGUGGCGUGAGCUGGACGGCAGAUUGUCCUUUCACCUGAGUGGAGGCAUUGUUUACUUCGACAUCCCUCAGAUCGGGGCACUUGAGACCCACCUCUGCUUCACCUGGAACUCUGGCUCCGGUGCCGCUACCGUCUUCAUGGAUGGAAGGAAAAGCUUGACCAAGAUUUGUAAGAAGGGUCACACCAUCCGUCCUGGGGGGACCGUCAUCAUCGGGCAAGAUCCGGACAUCUUCAUGGGCGAAUACGAUGCCGGGCAGAGUUUCGUUGGGGAGAUCUCAGACGUUAAUUUGUGGGACACUGUCCUGCCGGCCAGCACAAUCCAAGACAUUUAUACAGGGAAGAGAGUGGCAAGAGGAAAUGUUUUCGACUGGGAAACCAUCGAUCUAAAAAUCAACGGGCAGGUAGAUGUUGUAACGCGAGAGCUGUAGAUUUAAUGCUGGAAUUAUGCGGCCAAUUUACACCUGAAUGACAUUUGUGAAGGUUUGUUGAUCAAAUGUAUGUCGAAAUGUACCAAUGUCAGUGGGAUUGUUGUUCAGUCCAAUAAAAAACAUUUUGACAAUGUCUGUUGUGUUGGAACCAAUUACAUGAAAAUGUUAAAUAGAACAUAUAUUGGUUAGUAGUAGUAGUUAUUGUCAUGUUCGACAGACCACAUCAUUUGACCUCAUUCCAAUUUAAUGAUCAGUUAUUGAUUUGCCCACUGUACUGAUUUUCAGAUUUAUGUUUAGCUCUGCCUCAAAUGCCAAGUCUGCAUACCUUCAUCAACAGCAUCCUCCCAGGGUACUGUCAAUUCUACAAGGUACAAAACCG
Molecule: messenger RNA, 1201 nt
Organism: Limanda limanda (common dab)
Lineage: Eukaryota; Metazoa; Chordata; Actinopteri; Pleuronectiformes; Pleuronectidae
Product: C-reactive protein-like
Exons: 4
Coding region: 157-822 (221 amino acids)
Source: RefSeq, a predicted model, not a curated record